CCCCCGCGCAGAGCCUCGACGCCUUGGUGCGCGUUUGUGCGGGAAUCAGAGCCGAGGCUGGGGAGAGGCAUCUUUGCUGCAGCCUCCUGGUCCAGGACUGGGGCGAUCCAGCCAUCAGAAGAAUUUUAGAGCGCUGCAGGAAGGGAAUACAGCAACAGCGCUCGGUACUGUAUGCCUGGCGGGAGAGCAUAAUCGUCUGCCCCGCGGGGCUGUUUUAUUGCGCCAAGUAAACGCUGCCCGGGGGCCCAGCGCUCCCUGCUCCACAGAAGAGGAAAGCGGAGGGGGUAAGUGUAAGGAAAACUCCGGAGCAAAGCGUGGCCGGCGCGGCGCUUCCCUGUCUUUUUCCUCCCGGAGAGUUUAUUUCGCCUCUCAGAUGCGCUCUACCCUUCAGCCAACGAGGGUCAGGGACCUGUUCGGGAAACGUGGGCGCAGUACUGUCAUCAUGAACCUCAUACAAUUUGAGUCAGUUUGCAUUUUCCUGUUUUCCCAAGUAUUUGUAUCAUGGAGCAUCCAAGAGCUACAAGUCAGUCAAGAAAUCAUUGGAAAGAUUUCAGCUGCUGGCCAGUUAAUGAAUUGUUCUGCUCCAGUUGAUAUCUUAUUUCUGUUAGAUGGAUCCUACAGCAUUGGCAAAGGAAGUUUUGAAAGGUCAAAAUAUCUGACACUCAAGCUUUGUGAUGCAUUGGAUAUCAGUCCAGAAAAGGUUAGAGUGGGGGCAAUACAAUUCAGCAACACUCCUCACUUGGAAUUCUCACUGGAUGCCUACUUCACCAAACAUGAAAUAAAAGACCAACUCAAGAAGAUUGUGUUCAGAGGUGGGCAAACAGAAACAGGCCUUGCUCUGAAAUGCCUUCUUCAGCAAGGAUUCCGUGGAGGCAGGAAUUCGUCAGUUCCCCAAAUCCUUAUAAUCUUAACUGAUGGGAGAUCUCAGAGCAAUGUGUCACCCUUAGCCAACCAGUUAAAAGAAAAAGGGAUUGCAGUGUUCGCAAUCGGAGUCAACUUCCCAAGGUGGGAAGAAUUGUAUGCACUAGCAAGUGAGCCAGCGGAACACUACACACUGUUUGCAGAAGACCCGGAAGAUGCCUCCAACGGGCUUUAUACCACACUUACGCUAUCUGCUAUCUGCAAUGCUGCAUUUCCGGGUUGCAGGGCUGAAUCUCACCCCUGUGAACGCAAAACGCUUGAGCGAGUAAAAGAGCUGGUUGGAAACUAUUUCUGUUGGAAGGGAUCAAAAAGCAGUAACGUUGUACGCACAUCGCUCUGCCCUUUCUACAACUGGAGGAACACUUUCAUCAAAUAUCCAUCUAAAUGCUACCGAACCACAUGCUCAGAUCCUUGUGAUUCCCACCCUUGCCAGAAUGGAGGCACUUGUAUUCAACAGGGAUUAGAAGGCUACCACUGUGUCUGCCCAGUGGGAUUUGGAGGAGAUCCCAACUGUGCACCAAAGAUAAAUUUGGAAUGCAGUGUGGAUCUUCUUUUUUUGGUGGAUGGUUCAUCUAGCACCACCCUUGAGGGAUUCUUGCGCUAUAAAACUUUCCUGAAAAGGUUUCUCCAUGCAGUGUGGAGUACAGAAACUCAAGGAAAUGUGGGCAUGGCCCAUUAUAGCAAUGAUGUCAAGAUGAUUGCUGAAAUUGGGGAUUACAGUGAUGUGCUCAGUCUAGUGAAGAUAAUUGAUUCCAUGGAGUUCAAUGGAGGGAACACCUUGACUGGCAAAGCUUUACGAUUUAUUACACAACAUGGCUUUAAGAGUGUACCAAUCUUUGCUGAUGUCCCUGAUGAUCUUCCACAUGUGGUCAUAUUGCUCACAGAUUCAAAAGCUGAGGAUUCAGUGGUAGAAGCAGCUAAAUUCAGUAGGAGUCAAGGUAUUUCCCUCAUUGGAAUUGGCAAUGAGUUUUUAAGAGGAGAACUGGGUGAGAUUACAGGGAAUCCAAAGAGGACAAUUAUUUACUCAACCCCUCAAGAUCUAUUCAAUAAAAUUACUGAAUUACAGAGAAAGAUCUGCAGCAUAGAUAGCCAAGGCUGUCCAUCUCAGUCUCUGGACUUGGUGUUUGCACUGGAUUCCUCAGCCUCAAUUGGAAGGAUUAACUUUGCCCAGAUGAAAAACUUUGUCAGCAGUCUCUCUUCCCAGUUUGACAUCAAUAGGGAUGUGACACAAGUCAGCCUUGUUGUCUUUGGUAAAAGGCCUCAAACAGUAUUUGGACUGGAUGCACAUAUUACUAGUUCAGCUCUCCAGGAAGUCAUCAAACAAGCUCCCUUUGUGGGUGGCUCUGCCUCAGUUGGAAGUGCCUUGCUUCAUAUUCAUGAUGAUGUUAUGGUUAUCCAAAAAGGAGCAAGGCCUGGUGUGAAAAAAAUUGUAGUAGUCCUCACAAGCAAAGCUGGAGUGGAGGAUGCUGUAGUCCCUGCUCAGCAGCUACGCAAUAAUGAUAUAUCACUUCUUAUCAUUGUGACUGAAUAUGUACAAAUGGGCUUAUUGUUGAGGAUUGCAGGUUCUUAUAAUAAUCUAGUGAGGAUUUCUUCUUAUGAAGAUCUCAGACAUAAUGAAGACUUUAUCGUUGAAAAACUGUGUGAAGAAGCCAAAAUGUCAGUAAAUAUCUGCAAACCUAACCCCUGCAUGAAUUAUGGAACUUGUAUUCCUGAAAAUGGCAACUAUUGGUGUCAAUGCCAAGGCUGGGAAGGACCUCAUUGUGAAAACAGAAUGCAGAGGAGUGACACUUCACAAUCAUGACAACAUCCUGCAAUGAUGCAUGCUCAGCUAAAUUGAGAUGGUUGGUGACUGCUAUACAGAACUCACCAGCAUUUAAAAAAAAAAGACACAUGGACUAGAUGCACUAAAAUGGACAAAAGAACUUCUACCUUUAGUUACUGAAAUCAUGCCUACAAGGGAACUGAAAUAUACAUUUGCAAGUAAUACUCUGUUUCUAAGCACAAAAGUUUUGCACAAAAUCUGUUGGUUAUAAUCCAAAAUAAGGUGACUAAUAUCUAGUAUAUUUUUAUGUUGCAUAUUUAUGUUUGAUACACUAACAUUUUUUCAACAGGAGCAGCAUUUCUUCUAUAUAAUGAUUGCCAUAAAUCCAAAAAUUUGCAGGUAGUAAACUUGGCAAGCUCUGACAUGGCUUACUAAAGCUAUACUUAUGUUGCUAGGGUAUGACCCAGUAUCCUACAAGGGGUGAGAAGUUUAGCACUCAGUGCUUAUCCAGAUUUGAUCACGGAAG
Molecule: messenger RNA, 3209 nt
Organism: Candoia aspera
Lineage: Eukaryota; Metazoa; Chordata; Lepidosauria; Squamata; Candoiidae
Gene: VWA2
Product: von Willebrand factor A domain containing 2
Exons: 14
Coding region: 374-2722 (782 amino acids)
Biological process (GO): calcium-independent cell-matrix adhesion
Cellular component (GO): basement membrane
Molecular function (GO): calcium ion binding
Source: RefSeq, a predicted model, not a curated record